This is a messenger RNA of Acanthaster planci (crown-of-thorns starfish), 1649 nucleotides long. RefSeq lists its product as uncharacterized. The record is from RefSeq and is a predicted model, not a curated record. Lineage: Eukaryota; Metazoa; Echinodermata; Asteroidea; Valvatida; Acanthasteridae.
GCCUGUAACCCCUGAGAACAUCUUCAAUGGCGGUAGAAUACGAAUCCUCGGGGUGCCCCUUGUUGGGGAUGGAUGGGAAAGAUUCAUCCGUGAUUCUAUAAAAAUCGCAAUCGGCAAGAAAAUGAUUGCACGCUUCCCCAACUUUCCGAUCUACCUCUGGAGAGAUACGAUUACAAAUUGCAGGAAUCACAUACUGAAAACCCUAAAAGUUUUUCGCUUCGAAGAUGCUUUUAUCAAAAUCUAUCCAAAAGGCAAAGGAAUCUGCCCAAGUGACCUCAUUUUGACCUACGCUUACUACUUCGAGCAUGACCGCUACUCUUGGCACAUAGAUGUCGAAAAGAAAUCCCUGGCAAAAUACAACCAACGCCGAGUGCCUGCUGGAUUCGAAAUCAGAAGGAAUGAAACAGAACCUGGAUUUCUACAAGUCACAACACACAAGUCAUACAUUUUCAUGUUUCGAGGCUUCUGCAUCGCAAAGCGGUACGUGGGCACACUUCCUGCUAACUGCAAGAUGUACGAAAACACUACCAACUUCCAACACUUCAACGCCAUUCACGACCACCUCAAGACGUGGUGUGCUCCCGGCAGAGGACGGGCAAAGUGUGCCCAACUUAUUGAAUCACACUAUCAGAACUUCGCCAGGUAUUACCGAUCAGGAAUGAUGGACCUGGACCUUCAACGUGUGUAUGCUGUAGAAGAAGCAGCGAAGAGGGAGAAUAUUUCGUGCCCGACAGUUUUUAGAUUCUAAUAAGCUAUUUCUGGUCUUGCUAAUUUGAUGACUGGAUAUUAGGGUAAGAGGGGAAAGUUUUUUUUGCGAAGUUAAAUUUGUUAAUUAUCGAUUCGAAAAAACCUUCAAAGUAUACUGAAGUUGUGUCCCAGUUAACUUUAUUUUCUACUUUUGUUUGAUUACUUCAAAGAGUACUUUACUGCCUUUUUUGUUUGUAUGCUAAUGAGUAUUUCCGUAUUUAAGAGCAAAACUGUGAUGUUAUCCGGAGAAGAACAGAGCCUUCAUAUUACAACAGCUUGUACACUAAAAGUCCUGCAGUUUUUUACAUUUGGCGGACUUAAUUUUCUCUUCGUUGCUAAUUCAUGGUUGUUCUCAGAAAUGUGUAAAUUAAUUCUGGGUUCGAAAUUUGGACAGAAAAACCUAUGCACUGAACUAUGUCUUCCCUGAAUGUCAUCAAAUCAACAGCACCCUUUCAGUUGUCAAGGAAAGUAUGGAUUUCAGAAGUUCUGAAAAAAAUGAUUUUUUCCCAAAAAUUAAAAAAAUGCACUUUUCCCUGGACUUGUCCAAAUAUGAAUAUAAAACAGUCUCCAAAAAUGAAGAAGCAAACAAAGGUGCAAAAAACGUAGGCUACAUUCUAACUUUACUAAGAUACAGGUCAUAAAAGACUUUUAAUAUUUUAUUUUUUAGUUCAAUGUUUGUUUGGAUUUCGCUUUUCAUUUAGAUAAUAGGGCUCAGCCUUACCAGCUCUGUAAAAUCUUUCUCCCCUUUCCUUCCCGACAAUAAUUCUGGAAGCCAUUUUUAAAACAUGGUACAACCCAUGAACUUGAAUAUUGUUCGGCAGAGCGAUGUUCGCUUGUACUACGAACGCCCUAUAUAAUCCAUAGAUCUUACGCAAGAUUAAACUACAAAUCCUUCAAUUUAA